GCCAUUAUGGAAAUGUAUCAGGUCGAAUGACCGUUGUUAUUCUGUGUUAACGUUAACGAACGAUGGUAACUCAAUGAGAAUAUUAAAGGAUUUCUACCGUUAUUGAUACCGAGACAUAAUAAGGUUAAUGAAAGGGAGAGCAUAGCCCUAAUAUUGCUUUGGAUGGUACGAACUCUUGUGACCUGAAAGAAUGAGUCAUAAAUGGGCACCAAAUACCUGGGUAAAAAUAAGCAGAGCAUUUCAUUUGUGUCAAACACAUGCCCGCAAGUCAGCAGCAUCUCUUCCCUUGUGUGGCACCUCUCACUGCAGGGUUCAUGUACAACAGCCUUAUUGCUACAAGGUUGGCUAUCUCAGCUGGAGGCACAUCCAUCACCUGAGGAUCACUGGGCGUAAGGGAUGGCUCUGUAAAGCUAACCAGGUUCGACAAAGGCUUGGACUCCACACCAGCACCUUGAAUUUGAACACAUCUGCCUCUCGGUGGUCUGCUGGUCUCAGCCAACACAUGUCGCGGGUCAGGAACACACUGGACACAGUUUCUAAAGCUGUGAGUGGGAGGCAUACAGAACUUCUCUCCAAAAUUGAAAGACUCAAGCCUAAUGCAUUAAAGGGUGUAACCAAGGCUGAGGCAAGUGUUGAGUCAGCGCCCAAAGCUGAGGAGAGUGAUGUCACGCUUACUCCAGCUCCUAUUAAUGCUGCUCCCACUUCGACAUCCACUACACCCAAACCAAUAUGUAACUCAUCACCUGCCAGUCCUUCUAUUCCUACUUCUGCUGCUACAUUUGAUGCAAGUGCCACUACCUCAACCCAUCCCCACAACUCUGACAAAGCGAAUGUCACAGGCACAAUCCUGACUGUGCCUAAGGAGAAAAGGGUGAGACGUGUUGUUCCCGCAGUCAAAGCCAGUCCUGCCAGGAAGCAAGAGGAGCUUAAACUUUCACCAGGUGAAACUGAGAUCAACAGCGCAACUUCCAAACAACCCAUAGCACUUUUCCACCCCAGCACCUUCUCAGUAAACCUGGAUGACACUUACAACUACCUGGCCCAUCACAUCAACACAUACUUUGGCAGCAGUACAAACACUCAGGAUAAGAAAAGGGACAAUGUUGACUUUUCCUCUGCUUCCUCUCAGGGUAGACAAACUAGAGAGCUCAUACCAGUGUUUGAUAAACCAGCCUCUGCUGCUACAGUUAUCCCACCUCCUAAGAAGGGUUUAGGACACUACCUGUCCUACUCAGCUCCAACUGUACAAGCCUUUGUAGGAAGCUACAUUGCUCCCCUGGUCCCAAGGUUUAGGGCAGCAGACUCCAAAAGUGCUGCUGUGGAGGUAAAGAAGUCUGAGGAAGCACCGGUCAAACAGGUUGAGGCCACAGUUAGUAAGGAGAAGAAGUCUGCAGAGGAGAAAGCCAAUAAACUUCAGCUUCAAAGGGAGAAGAUCAUUGCCAGGGUGAGUGUGGACAAUCGAACUCGGGGUCUGGUUCAGGCUCUCCGCAGGGCUUCAGAUGUAAGGGUCUACAUCAACAGGGUGGAGGACCUCAGCUACCAUCUCCUGGAGUUUCCAGAUACCAGUGGCGUUGCAGUCAAGGAGAGGGUUAUCCCUUGCCUGCUGCGUCUGAAGCAGGCCAGUGACCCGGGCCUGAGGGCAGCAGUCAGAGAAGCCCUCGCUCUGGUGGGCUACCAACAACCUGUGAAAGGUCGAGGAAUAAGGAUCCUGUCCAUAGACGGAGGAGGAUUAAGAGGACUUCUUGCACUUCAGACGUUACAUAAGCUGGAAGCUCUGACCGGCAAACCCAUUUACAAACUCUUUGACUAUAUUUGUGGUGUCAGCACAGGUGCUAUCUUAGGGUUCAUGCUAGGUGUGUUCCAGAUCCCACUGAACGAGUGUGAUGAUCUGUACCGGAAGUUGGGCUCAGAUGUCUUCAAGCAGAACGUCAUUGUUGGCACUGUGAAGAUGGGCUGGAACCACGCUUUCUAUGACAGUGAAGCCUGGGAGAACAUCCUCAGAGAGAAAAUGGGCUCUCACCUUCUGGUGGAAACUUCAAGAAACCCAGAAUGCCCCAAGGUGUCAGCGGUGAGCACCAUUGUGAACCGUGGGACUCCUCUGAAGGCCUACGUGUUCAGGAACUACAACCUGCUGCCUGGGCUGCGCUCUCACUACCUGGGGGGGUGCCAGCACCAGCUGUGGCAGGCCAUCCGCGCCUCAUCAGCCGCCCCGGGGUACUUCCAGGAGUUCACUCUGGGAAAUGAUCUCCACCAGGAUGGAGGUCUGCUGAUUAACAACCCCACAGCCCUGGCUAUCCAUGAGAGUAAGUGUUUGUGGCCCAACACGCCUCUGGAGUGUGUGGUCUCACUCGGUACGGGCCGCGCCUUUGAUACUCCUGGCAAGGGCACCACCUCCACGAGCCUCAAGACCAAACUCAACAAUAUCAUCAGCAGCGCCACAGACACUGAGGAGGUUCACGUCAUGCUUGAUGCUUUCCUCCCCAACGGCACUUAUUUCCGCUUCAACCCCUACAUGAGUGAGGACAUCUCGAUGGAUGAGAACCGGCAAGAGAAGCUCAAUCUGCUGCAGGCUGAGGGCCUCCGUUAUCUGGAGAGGAACGAGCAGAAGCUGAAGAAAGUUGCUCGCAUCCUCACCCGGGAGAAAGGCUCCGUGCAGAAGAUGACAGAGUGGGCCCAGCUCAGGGCUGACAUGUACAACGGGGUGUCCUUUAAAUCCUCCAAGGUGUAGGUCCAACACAGGCCACCUUUACUUCACAUGGAAACUCUUUGCCUAAAAUAAGUCAUAGUUCCAUUAUUGGUGUGUCAAAAUCGUUAAGAUCUUCACCUGUAUCUCUUCAGAACAUAUAAGUAUGUGUCCAACAUACCCAACACUACUUUCCGCUUCUAUCAUACUUCACACUUUGAUUGUGAGUUUAGUGUUUUAAGGGAUGCAAUUUGCAUGAAAAUGCAUCUGGUUGCCAUUCUUGUUGGAAGCACUCAACUUAUCACUGUGUUGCAUUCAAGGACGUGUCAAAUGGACGUGGAUUUGGGGGCUCCGGUGACAGGGAUUCACGGUCAGCUUGCUAGCAAAUGCGGCUUGUACAUUUAAAGGUAGAGCUCAACCUUUUGGGAAAAAAGGCUUAUUUGCUUUCUUGCCAGAAUAAUCUGCAACAAAUUAAAUGGUAGCGAUUUUCUCAUUUAACGAGGAUCUAAUUCUGUACGGUAAAUAUAAAGAUGUUUAGUGGUUGCUUCGUAAAAAGACUGAAAAUGGAUUGCAUGUUCUCUCUAACUAUUUAUAAUUUCUAGACUUUUUGCUAAACUAAGCUAACUAGCUGUUGUCUCUAGCUAACCUUUUCAUAGAGAUAUGAGAAUGGUAUCAAUCUUCACAUCUAACUUUUUUCAAGUAAAUAUUGCUCUAUACAAAUACUGUACACGUUCACAGUAGCCAGUAACAGACUGUUAAACCAAGUGAUCCAUUUUUAACCACUUGCUUUCUUUUAUAAAGAUUUGUUAUGACCACCAGCAUAUCCUCCAAAAGUUGUUUUUUCAGAAAACGUGUAGAUGGGAUAUAUGUGGUAUUGUGCAGUAUUUGUCAAGCUAAGCUAGCAAUCUGUAACACUGUAAAACUUAGAUGUCAAGUAAUGACUUAUUUUUGUAAAUGGUAAAAUCAAGGCUAAUUUGAGCACUUAUUGCUAGAGACAUUUAUCAGAAUCUAAAUUUGCACCUUUAACAAUGCAGCUAUUAAUCAAAUGUGUAAUUGCAUACUGUUUAAAGUAACAUUGGUACAUGUGGGCCUACUUUAAGCCAUACAGUAUUGUGUAUCCUGUAUGUAAAUGCAUGUUAUAUUUAAGAUGUACGCACAAAGACAGUAUAUAUGGUUAAAAAAUGCUAAGAAGUACGUUAUAUGUUGCAAAGAUUUAGCCUAGUGUUUAAUCUACAAAAUACCUAUAAUGAUGAAUAAAAUAGCAUAUAUAUAUAUAUAUAUAUAUAAGUAUCCAACUGGAAGCUCGCUGUCAAUAGGAUGUACUUUUAUGUAUUAUUUUACACCCCGGGUAUUUUAGGUUCAUUUGUUUCAAACGCUUUUAUCAUCGUGUGCUUGAUUGUUUGGUUUUAUGGAUCCCCCACAGGCGAUACACAUUUUCUGCUCUGUCUUCACUGUGCCCUCUUUCCCUUUGAUGCCUCUUCUCAAAGCCUCUUCCUCCCUUUCUACCUUGUAGUGCUGUGUGUGUCGUCCUCGUCCCCCCCACUCUGCUGUACCAUAACAUCUGUUUAAAUCAUGCAGGUCACAGCUGAGAGACUGCUUUAAACCCGAUUGCUGCUUAUUGAUUUGUCAUGGCUUAAAAUCAUUUUCAUGACAUGUACAGCAUAAAAAAUGCACUGCAGACAUUCAUGCCUAUGGUCAAGUACUGUAAAACCGAUGCAGCAAUGUGUCGGUCACUCCCGGAGGACCUGAGGAUAUUCCCUAGAUUAAUAUAAUUCCACUGUUGAUCCUGUAUAAAACUGUUUGAGAGAGUAUGUAAUUAAAACCCAUCACUGAA
Trematomus bernacchii (emerald rockcod) is the source of this 4517-nucleotide messenger RNA. Its product is annotated as calcium-independent phospholipase A2-gamma-like. Bases 191 to 2728 code for a protein of 845 amino acids. The transcript has 10 exons. Gene Ontology annotation, cellular component: membrane. Gene Ontology annotation, biological process: arachidonate metabolic process. Lineage: Eukaryota; Metazoa; Chordata; Actinopteri; Perciformes; Nototheniidae. The record is from RefSeq and is a predicted model, not a curated record.